CAGAAUUACGUUCACUAGUGGGUGCUCUUCAAUACUAUUCCCGUUUUAUUCCUAAUUUUUCUUGUCGUGCAAAUUGUUUAUUUAAUAUUUUAACAUCAAAUUCAUUCAAAUGGAGUGAGGAACAAGAGUCAUGCUUACGAAGUCUGCUGAAGUUUCUUCAAAGUGAUGCUGUUCUUCGAACGUACUCCCCUAAUGUACAUUCUGUGCUUAUUACUGAUGCAUCACCUGUGGGAAUUGGUGCAGUUUUGGAACAGGAAGGUAGACCAGUUAUUUGUGUUUCACGCAAACUUACUGUUACUGAACAAGGUUAUUCACAGACUCAGCGAGAAGCAUUAGCUGUGUUUUGGGCUGUUAAAAGACUUCAUAAAUAUUUAUUCGGAAAGAAAUUCACUAUUGUUACUGAUCAUGAAGCUUUAAAGUUUAUUUAUCAUCCCGAAAAAUCCUUAGCACGUUCCUCAGCAGCUAUGGUUCAGCGAUGGAGUAUUGCUUUGAGUGCAUAUGACUAUACGGUUCAGCACAGAAGUGCCAAACAGAUUCAACAUGUUGAUUACAUUUCUCGACAGUCAUUACAAGAUAAACCUAUUAAUACUUCGGAUUGUUUGUUAGUGCAACCUUUACCAGUGAGACGUUCAGAUCUCAUUAGAGAAACUCGUAGAUAUUUUGGAUGUAUACUCAGUGCUAUAAGGAAAGGUUGGAAUGCUAAUUUGAAACGGAGAUUUCCUAUCUAUUUUUCAAAGCGGGAUGAGUUAUCUACUACUCCUGAUGGUAUUCUGUGUUUAAACGAUCGUGUUGUCAUUCCUCCUUCAUUGCGUAAAUCUGUUCUUGAAGAUCUUCAUAGUGGUCAUUUAGGUGUUGAGAAAAUGAAGUCCUUGGCAAGGCUCACAUGCUGGUGGCCAGAGAUAAAUGCAGAUAUAUGUCGUACGGCAAACAAUUGUGAGAAAUGUCAUCAGUUGAAAAAUCAUCCUUCGAAGUGGGUGCCAUGGCCAGUAUCGUCUGAGGCCUGGCAGAGGAUUCAUGCUGACUAUUGUGGACCAUUUCUUGGUAAAUACUACGCACUAGUAGUCAUUGAUUCUUUUUCAAAGUGGCCUGAAUUUUUUUUCACAACUUCACCAAAUUCUGAUUUCACAAUACAAGCAUUAAGAAAGGUGUUUAGUCGAGAAGGUGUUCCCUUGGUGUUGGUGACUGAUAAUGGCUCACAUUUUGCUGCAGAUGCAGUCACUACCUGGUUGAACGGUAUAGGGUGCAAACAUCUAUUUACUGCUCCCAGACAUCCGUGUUCUAAUGGUCAGGCAGAGAAUUUUGUUAGGACAUUAAAGACUGCUAUUGAUUCUAUAGCCCCCUCAACAUUUAAUGAGCUGGAGAGGGGAGUAGAUACCUUUCUAUUGCAAUAUAGAAAUGCCAAACAUUCGGUGACGAAGGAGACUCCAGCGAAGCUAUUGAAAGGAAGAAUUCUUCGGUCGAAUAUGAGAUGUCUGGAGUCUGCAGAGGUUACAUACUAUCGAGGAAAUGAUCUUCGACCAUCUACGGGUAUUGUUCUGAAGAAUGUCGGAAAAUCGAUGGUGCGAAUUCUAGACAUCGAUGACUUAAGUACACACAGUCGACAUGUAGAUCAAAUACAAUUUCAGGAACCAGGUGAGUCAGUUCCAAUUUCGAUUGUUAAUUCUAAUGCUAAUGAGCAUAUUCUAGAUAAUACAGAAUCCUUAUCCAAUACAAUGUCAGACAGACUCAGGAUGAAUUUGAGAAGAAGACGUACGAUUGAUUACAAACACCUAGACUCCAAUUUAAGCUGUGGCGGAUGUGGUGUUUGAAUGAACCAAUGAUACCUUUGUACUGGUUGAAUGUUUGAUUUCGAAUUCUAAAUACAGUACAUUCGUUGUGCCUGUGUCUUCUUAAUUCAAUUGCGUUAAUCCUGGAAUUCCUAAUUCAU
Schistosoma curassoni is the source of this 1927-nucleotide messenger RNA. Lineage: Eukaryota; Metazoa; Platyhelminthes; Trematoda; Strigeidida; Schistosomatidae. The record is from the annotation of a GenBank genome assembly.